AUGGUAGAUCAUAUUCAAUAUUUCUCUUUAAAUAUUAUACUAACGCAUGGCCAGGAAAGCCCACACGAGCACCAGCAGUCGCUGCUCCUUUCGCGUGUCAUCACCAAUGUGGAGAAGCUAAAUGAAGCCGUUCUUGCUUUGAACAAAUCUCUCCAAGAGAUAAACCUGCAGAACAUGAAUGUUGAGCUCGUUGCCCAGAUGUUCAAGAACUAUCAAAGCAAUGUCCUCUUUCAUCUGGAAGCCACCCAAGAUUUACAGGAUCCAGCAUAAGGAAGACCGUCGAGACUGAGCCCUGAAUUGGGGGCACUGGUUAGGGCGUUUAGGACAUCAUGGGGGCUGCAUUAUGAUCAUGAUAUACCCGACUUGGAAUGGUCAACGGGAACUAGGUAUCACUGCAUGGUAUUGGUGCCAUCUCGGACAAGGCAUUGAAUAAUGAUUUGAAUUUCUAAAUUCUCUCUUCGUCAUCCCAGUGACGGAUAUCGAAUGCAACAAAUUCCCC
This is a messenger RNA of Eremomyces bilateralis CBS 781.70, 499 nucleotides long. Its product is annotated as DASH complex subunit DAD4. NCBI's taxonomy places the organism in Eukaryota, Fungi, Ascomycota, Dothideomycetes, Eremomycetales, Eremomycetaceae. The record is from RefSeq and is a predicted model, not a curated record. Gene Ontology annotation, cellular component: mitotic spindle; DASH complex. Gene Ontology annotation, biological process: attachment of spindle microtubules to kinetochore. The transcript is spliced from 3 exons. The coding region runs from base 1 to 270 and encodes 89 amino acids.